CAGUUGCAUAUUACACAGAUAUUAGCUUAAUGGACUGCACAGUUUUAGUCCUCAAAGGUUCAUCUUCAAGUCUCUCUGCUGUUCUCCAGCCUCCUGUAUCAGAUCCUGUUGAACUGGGAGGAGAUACAACUUUGCAGUGUUCAAUACUCACAGAUACGUCUGCAGGAGAACACAGUGUGUACUGGUUCAGACAUGGAUCAGGAGAAUCUCAUCCAGGAAUCAUUUACACUCAUGGAAACAGGAGUGAUGAGUGUAAGAAAAGCUCUGAGACUGAUUCUCCUACACAGAGCUGUGUCUACAAACUCCGCAAGAGAAACCUCAGCCUCUCUGAUGCUGGAACUUACUACUGUGCUGUGCUCACGUGUGGAGAGGUCAUCUUCGGGAACGGAACUAAACUGGACUUCAUAGAAAAAGGUGCUUUGGACCCAACUAUUGUCAUGUUAGUGGUGUCAAACAUCAUCUCUCUGAGUGUGGCUUUAUUUGUGUGCAGAAAACACAGCAGUCAUCAUAAAGAUGCUGCUGAACGUCACACAGUUCAUGCAUAUCAGGCUGCAUGUGAUGAAGCUUCAUACUUUGCAGCAGAGAAUUUCAGCAAUGAAAAACAGCAGAAGACUGAAGAUGUGAACUCAAAGGUCAUUUAUUACCAACAAAAAUGA
Messenger RNA from Colossoma macropomum (tambaqui), 656 nucleotides. RefSeq lists its product as uncharacterized. The transcript is spliced from 5 exons. Bases 30 to 656 code for a protein of 208 amino acids. Gene Ontology annotation, biological process: response to bacterium. The record is from RefSeq and is a predicted model, not a curated record. Lineage: Eukaryota; Metazoa; Chordata; Actinopteri; Characiformes; Serrasalmidae.